AUGGAGGUGGUGACACACCAAAGUAACCGUGACAACCUGGAGCAGGCGUUUGAGAUUGCAGAGUCGCUAGGGGUGACCAGACUGCUGGACGCUGAGGACGUGGACGUUCCCUCUCCGGACGAGAAGUCAGUCAUCACCUACGUGGCCUCCAUCUACGACGCCUUCCCCAAGAUCCCAGAGGGAGGGGAGGGCAUCCCAGCCCACGAGGUGGACCAGCGGUGGUCUGAGUACCAGACCCGGUUCUCCUCUCUGAUGCAGUGGAGCCGCAAGCACACGGCCCUCAUGGCUGACAAGAACUUCCCCCAGAACCCUGUGGAACUCAAGGUGAGCCCGUCUACUCCCCCCACUGUACAUCCACUUCAAAGAGACAGAGAUCCCCAUCAAGGAGAUGGAGAAGAGCCGCGUGGAGCACCUCUACAACUGCUCGAGGUGUGGAUAGAGUUUGGUCGCAUCAAGCUCCCUCAGGGCAUCCAUCCCAACGAGUUGGAGGUGGAGUGGGGGAAACUCAUCCUGGAGAUGCUGGACAGGGAGAAGGCUCUGCGGCCUGCAGUGGACAGGGUGGAGUUACUGCUUCAGAUGGCCAAUAAGAUCCAGAACACGGCCCUGGACUGUGAGGAGAAACUCACUCUGGCCAAAAACACUCUCCAAGCUGACAUGUCCCGCAUGGAGAGCGGGGAGGGGGUCCAGUGUGAGGGCGAGCUGGCCUGCUACCUGCAGGACUGUGAGGGUCUCAUCAGACAGCUGAACCAGGACGUCAGGGGGCUGCGAGAGGAGCGCUACUACCAGGUGGACCAGCUGGCCUCCAGGGUGUCGGGUCUACAAGAGGAGCUGGUCUCCCUCCGGCUGCAGUGCUCCAGCGUCUACAGGAAGGGCCACUUCUCCUCCCAGUCCCUGCUGGAGCAGACGGCCCCCAGGCCAGCCGACCGGGGCCUCUCGCUGGGGCAGACCCUGCUGGGCGCGGUGGGGCGGUGGGGGCCGCCUUGCUCCGCAAGACCCAUGGCCCGCUCCCAGCUUGGUGGCCAUGUCGUCGUGCAGAGGUACCGAGGGCAGCCUGAGGUUCAUCUACCGAUGCUGCGUGGAUGGGUGGAGGAGACCCAGGAUCUGCUUGAGGGGGCUGAGGUAAAGUUCCUCUCCGAACUUCAAGAACAGCUACUGUGA
Messenger RNA from Gadus chalcogrammus (walleye pollock), 1158 nucleotides. Its product is annotated as microtubule-actin cross-linking factor 1-like. Gene Ontology annotation, biological process: regulation of microtubule-based process; wound healing; intermediate filament cytoskeleton organization. The coding region runs from base 1 to 1158 and encodes 385 amino acids. Gene Ontology annotation, molecular function: cadherin binding; structural molecule activity. The record is from RefSeq and is a predicted model, not a curated record. Gene Ontology annotation, cellular component: intermediate filament; actin cytoskeleton; microtubule. The transcript has 10 exons. NCBI's taxonomy places the organism in Eukaryota, Metazoa, Chordata, Actinopteri, Gadiformes, Gadidae.